Sclerotinia borealis F-4128 is the source of this 1815-nucleotide messenger RNA. The record is from the annotation of a GenBank genome assembly. Lineage: Eukaryota; Fungi; Ascomycota; Leotiomycetes; Helotiales; Sclerotiniaceae.
AUGUCUGUUAUCGAACUUGGAGAUUCUGUUCCUACCUUGACACCACAUGCCACGAGUGUUUCAUUGCCAACAUGGAAAGACAAUGUUGGAUAUGAAGAGGGUGACCCAAGGGUAGUGGGGAAGAUGACCACUGGAUAUCCUCGAUUCUUCAUCCACAAACUUAUCGUCGCAUUUGCCGAUGAUAUCGUUAAAGCAUAUGGCAGUCAAAACGAGCAGGCGAUGCUCUUUCCAUCGCCCAAGACUGCUAGAAGCUGUGUGGCGUUUAUGCGUUCGAGGGACAAGUCAAUAUCUUCAAAACAACUGAAUGUGGUUGAUUUGGACCUUGAGCGUAAUCGAGUAUCAUCGGAAGUUCUCACCAAAAUUUCCCCUUCAAUUUCUGCUGUUUUGUUUCCCAAGGAAUUGUUCCCAGUUGCGAAGCAAUACUGGCAGCAUUCUGGAGACGGUGUCUCGAGUAGAAGGGCUGAAUUUUGCCACACUCUCUUCCAAGAAGGAUUACUAGUGAAAAAUACAAAUCCAUCAAGUCCUCAGAAUGGCGACAAGCUAUGCAAAGGCCCUAGGAGAUACCAGAAAGGCUCUAUAGACAAGACAUCUAGAAGUCACAACGGCUCAGGGGCGGACGAUGGCCAUCAUCUACCUAUCUCGCCGAUAAACUCCGAGGCUCGGGAAAGUUCGCAGUUCUUAGAAGAACGCUUUGGACGGAACCUUGACGUUUCUUUCGUGGACAAUGCAAAUUCUGCAAUUCGCCGUCGGAUAGCAGGUUCCUUGGUUGAUGAAGUGGAUUUGACCGAGAGCCCGAGCGCAGACAUGACCUCCAACAUGCGUGGAGUCGCUGAGCUUCCUGAGGAUGAUGUUUACCUCUAUCCUUGCGGCAUGAACUCGAUUUUCAAUGCCCACCAGAUGAUGUUGAAAACCAGAGGCUCUUUAAAAAGCAUAUCUUUCGGCUUCCCGUACGUUGACACUCUCAAGAUUCUGGAAAAGUUUGGCCCCGGUUGUACCUUUUACGGCAACGGUUCCUCUGAGGAUUUGGAUGACUUGGAGCACAGAUUGAAAGCAGGAGAAGAAUAUCUCGCACUAUUUUGUGAAUUCCCAGGGAACCCAAUGCUGAACUGUCCGGACCUCAAACGAAUCCGGAAAUUGGCCGAUGAAUACGACUUUGCUGUGGUAAUUGACGAGACUAUUGGUAAUUUUAUCAAUGUUCAUGUUCUACCAUUCGCGGACAUAGUCGUAAGCAGUCUUACGAAAAUUUUCUCAGGAGAAUGCAACGUCAUGGGUGGGAGUGCCAUUUUCAAUACCAGUGGAAAGUAUUAUCAAUCUUUGAAGGCCGUAGCCAGGACAGAAUAUGAAGAUAACUACUGGGCCGAAGAUGUUAUGUUCAUGGAACGAAAUAGCCGACACUUUGUAUCUCGAAUCGAGAAGAUCAAUGACAACGCCGAAGUCAUUUGUGACAUUCUCCGAUCCCAUCCAUUGGUAAAGUCGGUUUACUACCCCAAAUACAACGUCUCUAGAACCUUUUACGAUGAAUGUCGUACACCGAAUGGAGGGUAUGGCGGACUUCUCUCAUUCACCUUCAAGGAAAUGCAUCAAGCGGUUGCAUUUUUUGAUAAGAUUGAGACUGCAAAAGGUCCUAGUCUGGGAACUAAUUUCACAUUGACUUCGCCUUAUGUGAUCUUAGCCCAUUAUUUGGAACUGGAUUGGGCGGCACAAUUUGGAGUGCCUGCGGAACUCAUUCGCAUCAGCGUCGGCCUUGAGGAUGCGAGUGAUUUGAAAGCGCGAUUUGCGAUGGCAUUGAAAGCAGCAGAAGAUGCAACUUCUUAA